AGCACGAGAUGACAACAAAGCAAGCUACUCGUGCUUGCAGCUCGUUCGAGUCGGCAUUCCAGUUCGUUACUCGGAAGCAAAGCCUUGGUUCAUCGUGUCUUUUCUUGUAGUCCUCGAAAUGUGUAGGCUCGUAUUCCGCGCAGUGGUUACGUUCUUGUUCUUGAUCGCUGCAGUUGAGGAUGCGUCGGGAGCUAAUCCCCUGGACAUCGCCAUGAUUACUUUAAAAGGGGAGAAGCUGGAAGAAAAACAUUAUUGCGUAUCGUAUGUUCCGGCUAUCAAGGGGAUCAAAAAAGAACAGGAAGCCGUAUUUCGACCGCUGGUAAGCCUAGUGAAUGACUCCGUCUGCGAGUACGAGAAACGUGGUUUGGAAGGCAAAGCUGUAUUGAUCGAACGCUGUUCAAAUGACACCAGCGACGAGAUCGUAAUGAAGCUGAAAUCCGCGAAAGCUUCAGCAGCAUUAAUACUCUUCACUUCAAAACAUCAGGCGAACGAGACUGAGACAAAGCUAACAAAAGUAGACAUCUCGGUUGCUUUUGUGGUGAAUAAGACUGGCUACGAAAUAGCGAAGUACGACUCUGACCACAACAGCACGUUGUACGUGAAGCUGUUUUCCAGGCCUGCUCUAUUUGAUUGGAGUUUUGCAGUGAUCUGGUUGCUGGCGGUUUUCACUGUAGUCUGCGGAUCCUUCUGGUCCGGAGUGGUGCAGCACGCUGAGUAUCAGCCAAGGACUAAAAGCAAGGGCAAGAAAAAGUCUAGGACUGCUGGCAAUCCUCCGCAACAUGCGAGCGAUGUUGACAUCCACCAAAGGAAGGCUGUCGACGUUACCGUGGGCGUACCGCAAGAGAAUUUGGAAUUCGCAGAGACUCUUCAUGACAUGGACGAGGGUAUUUCAGCCCCCCCAAUUUCGACAAAAAUUAUCAUCAUGUUCGUGGUUCACAUGUGUGUCAUGCUGCUGAUGCUCUACUACUUCUUCCGGUACCUCGUGUACGUAAUUAUGUUCAUGUUUGCGAUGGCUUCAUCGGCGGCGCUCGUCGCCUGUCUGGAGCCUCUUGUCCGUCGUAUCAAUAUAGGAACAAGGAGGGUUCCAAAGACUCUGGCGUUCUGCUGCCAAACGCCCAUGGAAGUCCGUGAGGUAGUCCUCCUGUGCAUGAGCUUCAGUGUAGGCAUCACGUGGAUUAUAAUGCGGCACCAUGAGUACGCCUGGGUCUUGCAGGACUUACUAGGCAUCGUGUUCUGUAUCAACAUGCUCAAGGGCAUUCAUCUGCCAAACCUCAAGGUUCUGAGCCUCUUGCUAAUGCUGCUCUCUGUCUACGAUGUGUUCUUUGUUUUCAUCACACCAUUCCUAUCCGCAAACCGCGAAAGCGUAAUGGUGGAAGUAGCCAAGGGUGGAAGCUCCACUGAGCAGCUCCCGAUGGUGAUCAAGUUCCCGAAGCUCAGCAAGAAUAAGUUCGAGCUCUGCAUACCGAUGAAAUUCUCGAUCUUGGGUCUUGGAGACAUUCUCGCACCUGGGGUCAUGAUCUCUUACUGCCACGCAUUCGAUCUUCUGGCACUAGGGAAACGUUUCUACUUCUACAUAGGUUGUGUAGCUUAUGGUGUUGGUAUGGUGAUGACGUUUUGUGCGUUGCACCUGAUGCAAAAUGCCCAACCCGCACUUCUGUACCUGGUGCCAUGCACGAUUACCCCUACAAUAUUGAUUGCCUGGUACAGAGGCCACCUUUACUCCAUCUGGAACGGUGUUCGUUUAUCCAGCUCAGCAGCACCGGCGACGAAAGAUUCUGUGCAAGACAACGUCGUUGCGAAAAAAGACGGUGAAGGAGAACCGGAUAAGCCCCGUGACCCCUCAAUAAAGAGUUACAGUAGAGGAGUGUCACCAGUGAAUUCUGAGGCGGAGCUCCUGCCAGGUGCAGAGACAGAUCGUGAAUCGACAGUCAAGGCCCGCCAGAGGAAGGGCAAAAGGAGGACCAAUAAGGAUACAGUCGCUCAACCUCCAGAAGGGUCUCCUGGUGAACGGGAAGAAUGUCGGAGUUGCCUGAUACCUCUAGGGUCCCCCGCGUCUCCGGGCGGAGAUAAUACUCCAUUCUUAAGUCCUGUCAAGCUAAGGGAUACUGCAGCACUGGACCCUGAACCAGAGGUUGUGCCAUCAACGUCUCGAAGGAGGGUCCCAGGACAUUGGGACGGAUGCUCACCACGUGUUGCCACUUCACAUGGCAAUAACAUGGAGGCCAUAGCAGAACCUCCGUUUCCUGUCCCACUUUGAGUUCGGUUCUAUUUUCUUCCACGCAAUACAAAAUACAGAAUAUAAACUUGCUAAAAAUGUUC
Molecule: messenger RNA, 2319 nt
Organism: Ornithodoros turicata
Lineage: Eukaryota; Metazoa; Arthropoda; Arachnida; Ixodida; Argasidae
Product: signal peptide peptidase-like 2A
Exons: 15
Coding region: 119-2257 (712 amino acids)
Biological process (GO): membrane protein proteolysis
Cellular component (GO): lysosomal membrane; Golgi-associated vesicle membrane; lumenal side of endoplasmic reticulum membrane
Molecular function (GO): aspartic endopeptidase activity, intramembrane cleaving
Source: RefSeq, a predicted model, not a curated record